AUGGCAGACAGCGCGCAGACUCAGGCACACCAAAUAGGGGCUAGAAGCGACCCCAAAGAAGGCAGCGGCAGCCACACGAAAUUCUGCUCUCCCACAUCCUCGUUUCAGCACCCUUCGCAAGACCCAGCAGGCACGGAGACCAGGGACUCGACGACGAUGGAAGCGCUGCCCGGUCGCCUCAAUGAAGCAGUCCGUCUCUCCGACACUGCAGCUACUCGAGAUUCAGCGGGAGUGGUGUACAACUCAUGCUCAGCAGCGCAGAAAACUGAAGGUUCCGAGAACGCCCACGCAAAUGGCGUAUUGCAUGAACAACAGCAGACAAAACACGAUGACGCCGUUGCUCUCGGCCCCUCGAAGAGGACGACAGCAUGUCCGACCGGUUAUGUACCCACGCCUGGUCCAAAAGAGCAACCAAACACGAAUAUGAACGACGUGGCGAAGGUGGACCAUGUGGAGGAAGCACAGCGUCACGAACAAACACACUUCAUGGCUGUUCCCCUUGACACAAUUCCCCCUAGUGCAGACAUCCCAGAGUAUGACAUGCACCUACUGAACCUGGCGAGACACGCUGACCCCUUCAGGAUGCUAGGCUGCCAUAAAGUGGAGUGCGCAGACACAGACAAAAGGGUCGUCGUUGUCCGUGUGUGGCUGAAGAACGCAUUUGAGAUAUACACAACAGACCCUUCAGCUUCCUCUAGAGGCCCCGCAGUGAAGAACUCCGACCCAUACGUGCCCCUAGACUACGAGCUUUUGGUGCGAGGAGAGGCAGAAGAAUCCCCACGUGUGAUUUAUGACACGUACUCCUUCGGCAUGACCGUCCCCCAGUACAACUUGGAGCUUUUUCAGUCUGGCUCCUGCUGGCAUGUAGACAACCUUAUGGGGUCGCACAUCAUUACAGUUGACGGCGUCGUUGGUGUUCGCUUUGCUGUGUGGGCUCCGAACUGCAUUUGCGUCUCCGUAGUGGGGGACUGGAACGGCUGGGACGGUCGUGCCCACCCUAUGCGCAAACGGGUAGAAUUUGGUUGUUGGGACUUGUUCAUUCCAGGACUAGGCCCAGGGGAAAAAUACGGUUACAGGAUCCAUGCGAGAAACGGGACGGACUUCAUCAAGAUAGACCCCUAUGCUCAAGAAUUUGAAGUGCCUCCCAAAACCGCCAGCAUCAUCAGCGCCUGCGAUGACGCUUUCAAAAAUGCUGAGGCGCGCUACCAGUGGCAUGACCAGGAGUGGAUGGCAAGGCGCAAGAAGCUUGGAGAAACCGAUAUGCUCCAUAGGGAACCCAUGGCCAUCUACGAAGUGCACCUUCCAAGCUGGAUGAGGGGACAAGACGGUCGUUACCUAAGCUACCGAGAACUGGCCGACAGGCUGGUUCCCCACGUAAAGAAUAUGAAUUUUACUCACGUGGAGUUCCUGCCACUGGCUCAUCACCCUUUCGAAGGUUCCUGGGGAUACCAAGUAACAGGUCUCUACGCGCCAUACAGCCGCUUGGGGACUCCAGAUGAUUUCAAGUAUUUGGUGGACACCUUGCACCAGGCCAAUAUUGGAGUAUUCAUCGACUUUGUGCCGGCACACUUUUGUAAGGACUCAUGGGGCCUCGUUUACUACGACGGAGAGCCGUGCUACGAGUACGCAGACCCUAGAGAAGGGGAGCACAAACUUUGGGGGACCGCCGUGUUCAAUUACCGCCGCAACGAGGUGCGGUCGUUCUUGUUAGGCGCCGCUUACCACUGGCUGAGGCGCUACCAUAUAGACGGCUUGCGCAUCGACGCGGUCUCCUCCAUGCUUUACAAAAAUCACCAGAAAGAAGAUGGAGACUGGCUUCCAAACGAACACGGAGGGGACGCGAACUUGCAAGCCAUUUCCCUGCUUCAAGAAUUAAACUGGGUAGUGCAUAAAGAAUUUCCCGGAGUUUUUACUAUGGCGGAAGAGAGUACCAGCUGGAGAGGGGUUACAGACAAAAAGGACGGUCUCGGUUUCGAUGCCAAGUGGGAUUUGGGGUGGAUGAAUGACACGCUUUCCUACUUGUGCUGCCCCGUUGAAAAUCGACGGAAAUGCCACAACAAGCUCACAUUCAGGGGCCUCUACAUGGCACACGAGAGGUGGAUUCUGCCACUGUCUCAUGAUGAGGUGGUGAGUGGAAAGGGGAGUCUAUUAGACAAGUGCGGGUACCUAGGAACCCCUUUUGAGGACCGCAUACGAACUCUCAAAACACUCUACGGCUUCCAGAUAGGAAUGCCAGGCAGGCCUCUCAUCUUCAUGGGAGGGGAGAUUGGCCAAGGGAGAGAGUGGAAGGACAACAGGUCUGUUGACUGGCACGAAGGCGAUGAAGAACUGCGGAAAAAGCUUUGUAUUUGGGUAUCAGACCUUCUGGGUCUCUACAGAACUCAACCGGCGCUGCAUGCAGGAGAUGAUGAGACCUGGAACUUUAAGUGGACGGAUUGCGACAACAACAACGAUUGCAUUGUGGCGUUCCUCCGCUCGUACGAAUUCUGGUUCAAUGAUAUUUUAGUGGUUUGCAAUUUUUCUCCUCAGGCGUACUACAGAUAUCCCGUUGGAGUUCCUCAUGGCGGAGAGUGGCAGCUGCUGUUGAAUUCAGAUGAUUGGAAAUAUGCAGGUGGCAUGUGUGGGAUGGGCAAUGGCUCCUAUGUUCACACAACUCAGGGUGGCAGGUUGGGCUGGCCAUAUUGCUUGUGGUUAGAUGUCCCCGCAAACGGAUGCCUGUAUUUAAAAGCCCCGCAGCCUCCUGAUGCGGAGAAGCAGAGGAUCAUUCAGGAGGCACGACGGCCUCGCGAGUCGACGGAGCAAGGGGGAGAAACAAAAGCCAGCCCCGACCCGAAAGAGCAUCCAUAG
Eimeria mitis is the source of this 2847-nucleotide messenger RNA. Its product is annotated as 1,4-alpha-glucan branching enzyme, putative. The coding region runs from base 1 to 2847 and encodes 948 amino acids. The record is from RefSeq and is a predicted model, not a curated record. Gene Ontology annotation, biological process: glycogen biosynthetic process. Gene Ontology annotation, cellular component: cytoplasm; cytosol. Lineage: Eukaryota; Apicomplexa; Conoidasida; Eucoccidiorida; Eimeriidae. The transcript has 12 exons. Gene Ontology annotation, molecular function: hydrolase activity, hydrolyzing O-glycosyl compounds; cation binding; 1,4-alpha-glucan branching enzyme activity.